AUAUGGCCAGUGGUGAUGGAGGAUAUUAAGAAGCUAUCUACUUUUGACCACUCUUGUCUAAGGUAUAUUUUACUGGUCCGUCGAGUGGAUAAAAUAUCACAUGAUCGCAUUCACCUUCGUUCAAACAUUAUCUAUAUUAAUAAUGUUAUCACAGGACGACGCCUUUGGUGGUUAGGGCACGUUCACUGUCGUCCACCACAAGAGUUGUCGCAUAUUUCGUUACUUCUACCGUAUUUCUCAGGCAUAACAGCUACAGGAUCAGCAUUAAAUCUUUCUUUGGAAGCUCUCAAAUCACGCAGAUCAAAUGUUCCAGCUAAUGUUGUGGUUAUUACUGAUGGCUUUAGGUUAAUAUAUUUGUUAUUAUUUUAUUUUAUAGAUAAUGGUUGUCCAUUUGAUCUCGUUUUCGUAAUAGAUGCAUCAGGUUCAUUAAAGUCUCGCUUCUCGAAGCAACUCGACUUAUUAGUUACCCUUUUGGAAAGGCUAGUGAUUGGCCCAUAUAACACGAGAAUUUGUAUCAUUAAAUAUGCAGGAAGAGGAAAAUCAAAAGUUGAAUCGGUUAUCCAAGCAGCCAAGAAAAUCGCCUUUGUUGGUGGGACAACAUUCACUAAUGAUGCGCUUAUGAAAGCUGAUUAUGUGCUUGCAAACAGAUCUAUGGCUGCAUCAUCUGCUGUGAUAGUUUUCACUGAUGGUUUUAGUCAACAAGAUCCUGCUCCAGGUUUUUAG
This is a messenger RNA of Dracunculus medinensis (Guinea worm), 723 nucleotides long. The record is from the annotation of a GenBank genome assembly. Lineage: Eukaryota; Metazoa; Nematoda; Chromadorea; Rhabditida; Dracunculidae.